CUGCUCUUUUCUCUAAUUUCUUCUCUUUUCUUGCAGAUGUUUUAUUUGCCACCAUGAACCCGACAUCCAGCUCUGACUCUGUCCUCGUCCUCGCGGGAAGCUCCCCUCCUGGUAUCACAAACCUCAGAAUAGAAACAGGAUCCAAAUCUGAGAGCUUCAGAAGAACAGAGACAUGCAGAUAACUUUUGAAUAUCAUCACUAUUUCUGUGAAAGCUUGAAAUAAGAAAAGAGGAAUCAUGAAGCCCUCAGUUUAAAGAUACUUGAGUUUCUUAAAAUUUAGACACUGGGGAAAACUUUAUUAAGAGACAAAUAAAAGAAUUAAAAAUCAGUUCAGCCUGAUUUGCUGUGUGCUGCUGUGCUUACCUGUCUCCCAGGUGUGUCGUAUCGGGAGCUGUCAGCUCUGUCAGACAGCGUUGGUGGGUGGAAGCUUCAUAACGUCAGUGAUGUCAUGAUUUCAGGAAAUGUCUCUGCAUCUGCAACUAACAGCACGCUUACGCUGACUGAGGAAGAGUUUGACCCUUUAGGAGGACACACGGUGUGGCAGGUAAAAAAAAACAAACACCAAGAUUGUGUCAGUUUUAUUCUGUCGCUCUGCCUGAAAUAAAGACCAGGCAUUUUUUGGGCCCAUCACAAAUUUACACCCAAGAAAUCCCACAUGUGCAGAGUGUGCUGGGUAAUUUGAGGCCUGGCUCAGUGAAUUCCAGGCCUUCAGUAGCGAGGAAUGAUAACCAUCAGACAAACAGAAAGCUCUCUCUUCACAUGGCCGCUCAAAGCUUCAGGGAUUUUACGGCUCAUUUGAAACAGGAGCUUAUCUUUCCGUUCCAAAAUAAACUCUGACUCCGAGGACGCCCUGAGAGCUGUUUCAAGCUAUUAAUCACGUUAUUCAUUUUAAAACAACACAGGAAAUCAUAUCUGCGGCACCAUCUGACUCCCAGAGAGCUCCUGUUAUUAUUCAUAAUGAAAAAAAUCACACAGGUGUCUUCAUUUAAUGCUUAGGUGUGAUAAUGGUAAUGAUUAUUAUCCCGCAGAGACCACACUGGGUCAGUCUGUAUAUUCUCCUUUUUCCUUUAUCUAUUUUCUUUCUGAUUGUCCUUCAUAAUAAUCUGAUGGCUGAUACUGAUGAGAUUACAUAUUCUUUCAAAUGUUUUAUGUGGUUUAUGCAGAGAGCUAAGAUUUUUAUUUAUUUUUUAAGUCUGUGAUAAGUUUCUUACUCCAAGUAAAAAUCCUAACCAUUCUCUGGAUCUUUCUCAUCUUCCUCAUCAGGUGAUUAUCAUCGUCUUUCUCACCGGGUCGCUCUCUCUAGUCACUGUGGUUGGAAACAUCCUGGUGUUGGUGUCCUUUAAGAUCAAUAAGGCCCUGAAGACGGUGAAUAACUAUUACCUGCUCAGCCUGGCGUUUGCAGACCUGACCAUCGGGACUCUGUCUAUGAACCUGUACACCACCUACAUCAUCAUGGACCAGUGGGCUCUGGGCCCUGUCGUCUGUGACCUCUGGCUAGCUAUAGACUACGUGGCCAGUAACGCCUCAGUCAUGAACCUGCUGGUCAUCAGCUUUGACAGGUAGAGUAUUUUUUUUUGUUGUUGUUUAUAGAGGAGUCUGAGUUUUACACCCUGCAAACCCUCGGAUCACAUCUGAUAUCAGGCCAAACUAUGAGGUUCAUCUUGGGGCGGCAGUAGCUCAGGAGGUAGAGCGGUCGUCGAAUAACCGGAAGGCUGGCGUUUCGAUUCCCCCCUAUCCCAAGUCUGUCCAUUGUGUCCUUGGGCACUUAACCCACCUUGCUCCCACUAUGUGUCCUCCACUGGUGUAUGAAUGUGAGUGUUGUGUGGUGGUUGGUUGGAGAGGCUGUAGACGCAAACUGGCAGCCAUGUGUCCAUCAGUCUGCCCCAGGACUGCUGUGACUACACAGUAGUUUACCACCACCAAGGUGUGGCUCUGUGGGCGAAUGAAUGAUGUAUCCAUGUAAAGCGCUUUGAGGAUCUCUGAUAAAGUGCUAUAUAAAAUCAGAUGCAUUAUUAUUAUCUCCACAAGCAAAUAGUUACAACACACAUUUCGGCAUGAUGGGUUUUAAGACGGGAUUGAAAAUAGAAAGAGUUGAUGUUACUGAAGUCUCGAGAGAGGGAGUUUCAGAGUCAGGGAGUAGGGGGACUAAAGGUUCUGGAGCCCACGGUGUUUAAACUGUCUGGUGGGACAGUGAUGUGGAGGGAGGAAGAGGACCUGAGAGAGUAAAAGGGGGUGCUGAUGUGAAGGAGGUGGGAAAGGUAUGGAGAGGCGAGAUUAUGGAUGGCCAAAUGGAUAGCAAUGAAAAUUACCUGGAAUUUAUGGAAGAUAUGACCAAGAAGAAGUAUGUAGAUAAUGAAGAGAAGGGGGCCAAGAACAGAACCUUGGGGAACACUGGAAAAGACAGAAGAGGAAUGGCAUUGGAAUGAUUUCAGUUGUCAGAACUGAGUGGACCUCCCACUCCAAACCAAACUCUAAAACUUUCAUGCCCCCCUGCCUCUGUAAACCCUCAACAGAAAAAGGUUUCAGCUCAUACCAAACAUGCAGCAAGAAACUGACUCUGCUUCUUUAUUUAGUGCUCUAGAGCCAACAUGAGGUUGGAGUUCAGGCGUCAAAUUAGUUAAACACGCAUGUUUGAGGUACAGAUAUUAUCUGAAAUGGACAAACACACACCUGAAGCAUUAGUUUUGGAGUGCAUCAAACUGCUUUGACACAUGAUAUCGAACACUGUUUCCAGUUUGGAGGGUCAUAAGAGGACCUGCUCACCACAGCACCUUUCUGAUUUUCUCCCUUUUGAAGGCAAAGAAAAGAAACAAGGAAAUAAAAGGACAAAAUGCAGUGAGUGAGAGGAGAGGAAGGGGGGGUGGACAGAGAGAGGCAGAGAGGUCAACACUGAGGUGCUCCACUCUGCUUCUCUCUGUACCUUCUUUAUCCCAUCAGUGAGGAUCAAAUUCAAUGUUCUAGGAAGUAUGAUGCUGGUCACUUCUUUAUGAUAACACUAUUUAAGAAUUAUUAAAUAAAGUAAUCAAGCACAAAUUCUGCAUUAGUCAUGUGAAGGAAACUCGCUAGAAAAGGAACGACAUGUCGGCAGGAGAGCUGUUUCAAUAAACCCUCUUAUCCCCGAAAAAAAGUUAAAUAUUGAUACUGCGCUAUAAAUCAGUGUACAGGUAUACCCAGAGUUCAUAGUGGUGGUUCUUUAUGCUUAUUAGAUGAUGUCCUAAAACAGAGGAUGGAUAAAGAAGCAGCAGACUGCCAGAGAACCAGCUGCAGCAGUUUUUAAAGAGACAAUAAGGCACUUUCAAAAAAAAGCUUACUUCAGCAUUUUUACUCGCUAACCAUUUAUUUAGUUAUUUAGUUCCCUUGGACUGGCAGUAAAAAAGUGACAAAUCCUUGACUGAGGAAGCUGGUAUCUACAAUCAUUUGAAGAUUGUGUUUUAAAAAUGACCAAACAAUUCUGUGUUGUCCUAGUUCCAUGCCCCUUCAUAAAUUUUGGGACUUGCCCCUCUUUAAGUCUCCGUUCAGGCCUGCAUACAGUCUCAGUUUCAGGUUGAUCUGGUUUCAGGUUGGCAUUGUGUUGUGAGCUGUCAGGAACAGGAAUAAAUUUGUCGUUUGUAAAGUCAUUAUUUAAAGGUGAUUGUUGUUGGUACAGUGAAGAAAGUUUUUUAUACUUUAUCCUUAUUGUCUGCUUUCUCUCAGGUAUUUCUCCGUGACCAGACCUUUGACCUACCGGGCCAAACGUACCACAAAGCGAGCCAUGACGAUGAUCUGCUUGGCCUGGUCCAUCUCUUUUAUCCUCUGGGCCCCAGCCAUCCUGUUCUGGCAGUACAUUGUAGGCGAGCGGACAGUCCAACCCAACGAGUGCUACAUCCAAUUCCUAUCAGAGCCCAUCAUUACGUUCUGCACCGCCAUCGCCGCCUUUUACCUGCCCGUCACUAUCAUGGCCACCCUAUUCUGGAAGAUCUUUCAGGAGACAGAGAAGCGUGCAAAAGAGUUCCAAGGUCUGAAGGGAUCAGGAGCAGGAAACAAAGCUGGUCAGGCUCAGACUCAGGGGGGUGGGAGUGGACGAGGUGGAGGGGAUGUAGCGAACAACAGCCAGAAGGAUUCUUCAGCCAUGCAACGCCAGAUGAGCUCUCAGAGCAGCAGUAGCUGUGAACUGAACCAGACCAAGGACAACUCCAGCAUCCCAGGAGGAGGAGGAGGAGGAGGAGGAAGGUGUGCAGCAUUCUGCUUCAAGUGUACAUCACUGCUGCCAGGGCGUCACGCCUCCAAGAGGUCCAUCAACACCACUACGACCACCGCAGGUGAGGCUGAGCACAGCAGCUGUGACAGCCUCAACAACAAUGAAGAAGAGGAGGAAGAGGAGGCCGAUGGAGAAACAGGUCUGACAUCACACACAUAACUGCUGCUAUUACAGGAUAUUUAAAUCAUUUUAUAACUGCAAAAAUAAGCUUUCUCUUGGAUCAACUUAUGGAAAGUCAGUUAGCGAGGGGGUCAGAUGAGCCACAAGGGGAAAAACUGCUCCUCCCACAAUAUAAGUUAAACAGAACUUUUAAACCUCACAUCCUUCUGUCAAAGCAGGACAAACUCAGCACAUCUUUGAGGUUUUAUUCAAAGAUAAAGAUUACAACUUUACUUUACCAGGUCUAUUUCCAAACUAGAACCACGUCAAGCUCAAACAGCUACUAUCAUUUCUAUAAACUGAACAAAGGGGGCAAAUAUGAUCAUAUUUUUUCAUGUUUACCUUCAGCCACAGGUGGUCAAUCUGUGUCAUGCAGUAGCUCAGAACUGGAAUCAUGCUCAUGUUCCGGUCCCCAGUUUUAAUUUUCUAUAGCACUAACAAGUGAGCAAAAGUUUUUUUUUAACUUGUUUGCAACUGUAACAAGGUUUGAGGAAGUUAGUAAAAUAAUAAUCUACUGGACAAACGAAACUGGUGGGUGGGCCUGUCAUUCUGACUCAAGCAAAAAGCUACAACGACUGACUUUCAGACCUUUGCUGAGGUAGAUAAGACCGGUGGAUAAAAUCGGUUUUAUGUGUAAGGAUCAGCCGAUCACCGAUCCCCUAAAAUUAAGGAAACCGGCGCUGAUCAAUUGACCGACCGAUUUAUCGGUGCAUGUUAAGUUACUGCUUAACAUUCACAUAAGGUACUGCUUAUUGCAUGUGCCUCUCUCUAUCUCAGGGUAGGUCAUAUAGAUAAUCACAUGACCAACUUUGUCCAUGGUUUACUAGAACCAAGGGGUGGCUCAACCUUCCCCACAGACUCAAAUCUUCCCCCUUUGUUGACCAAAAAUGAAAGGGUCCAUCUCAUUAAAACAAGUUAUAUUAAUUGAAAAACCACUGACAUCUAUCUAUCUAUCUAUCUAUCUAUCUAUCUAUCUAUCUAUCUAUCUAUCUAUCUAUCUAUCUAUCUAUCUAUCUAUCUAUCUGCUUCACAGAAAAGAAAUCUAAGAAGAAGAAUAAGGAUAAACAGUCGUCGUCAGUCAAAAGUGGAAAAGGCUCACAAUCAGACCCAGUGACAUCAUCACCAACAGACCAAUCAGCCAUCACCAUGAAGGAUGCCGCCAUGGCCAAACGUUUUGCCUCUAAGGCAAAGACGGAGAUCAACAAGCGAAAGAAUGAGAAGAAGGCGAAUGAGAAGAAAGCGAACGAUAAGAAGGCGGCGCGAACGCUGAGCGCCAUCCUGUUCGCCUUCAUCACCACAUGGUUACCGUAUAACAUCAUGGUGCUGGUCAACACCUUCUGUCAGGACUGCAUCCCAGAGACGCUGUGGGCGCUGGGAUACUGGCUUUGCUAUGUCAACAGCACGGUGAACCCCAUGUGCUAUGCUCUGUGCAACAAGACCUUCAGAAACACCUUCAGGGACAUCCUGAUGUGUCAGUGGAACCAGAAGAAAAACAAGCCUCAGUUCCAACAGAGGAAGAACGUUGCUUUCAAAAAAUAAGAACCCGUGUUGAUCAAGUCUGUGUGAAUAAAUAAUCAGAGCAUGAAUGCAACAAAAGAAACAUCCUGAACUGAAUCAUUCAAACGAAAAUUCAUUCGAGCCAAACAGAAAGCCAUCAGAGGAACCUGAAGCUGCUCCCUCAGUCUGCACACGACCUCUGCUCUCUGAUUCUACACACUCACAAACAAAAAUAUAUUUAUAAUUGAG
Xyrichtys novacula (pearly razorfish) is the source of this 6142-nucleotide messenger RNA. The record is from the annotation of a GenBank genome assembly. Lineage: Eukaryota; Metazoa; Chordata; Actinopteri; Labriformes; Labridae.